GUUUCAAAAAAUAAAAUCAAUUUUAAAAAUCAUAUAAAUUAAUAAUAUAGAAUCAUAUUUAAUUUUAUACAAUUUUGUUAAUAUAAUUUAGUUAUAAGCAUGGUAACCCUAAUACUAAAAUCAUUAUUAAUAGUUUUCAUGGCAAAUAUGGUUGCCGCUGAUGAUGAUGCCUUAAAUGCAACUAGGUCAGCCAUAAAAGCCAUGAUUGAAAACGUGGCAGAUUCAUCCGGACAUGUUUACGGGGCAAAGGACAGUAAGGGUCGGUCCAUGGAUUGCAUCAAAAUCAUAGCCAACCCGGAGGUGAAGGGGUUUAUAGGGGUCUACCAUUCCUAUGAGAACGGCAUUGCCUACUCCCAUAUGGCUACCGCUGAUAACGUGUUGGGCAAAUGGACGUGGAUUAGGGCCAUUGGUGGACCGGGAAUUCAGGGUGCAAAUUCUAGUGCAACUCAGCCUACAAUAGCCGUAGCUGAGGACGGAGGGUUUGCCGUGGCCUGGGAACAGGAGCCUGUGAGGCACCUAAAAUUUUCGUACUACAAAAACUGGGAUGACCUUGUUAGUGGCCACGUUUCCAAACAAUACGACGCACCCCAAACACUAUCGAAAUGUGCCGAGGGCACUCCACACUUUUACUACGCCAGUAGCACCUACCUUGAUGUGGGACACCAUUUCUACAACAACUGCGACACGGACAGGGAGGCACGGGGGGACAGGGAUUCCGGGAGCUUCAGGGGUCACGACUUUAUGGUGAUAGAAGCCCAGAAAAUGAAAGGUGAUUUUGGUACCUGGCAUAUUUAUUUGUACGAUGCCGAGAUUGACCAAGCUCAAGAGUUGAAUGUGAAAACGCAUAAGAGUAGCAAAUCGUUGGCUAACCCCACGAUAACUCAUUUGUUAAUUAAUGGAAAGCCAGCUAUUUUGUUAACCAUGUUUAUAUUUGGUGAGGGGGCCGGACAGGGUGAGGCAGGUGCCCUUAUAUAUUAUAAAACGUAUUAA
This is a messenger RNA of Oppiella nova, 990 nucleotides long. The record is from the annotation of a GenBank genome assembly. Lineage: Eukaryota; Metazoa; Arthropoda; Arachnida; Sarcoptiformes; Oppiidae.